Saccharomyces mikatae IFO 1815 is the source of this 1698-nucleotide messenger RNA. It is a transcript of the gene SIR2, whose product is annotated as NAD-dependent histone deacetylase SIR2. The record is from RefSeq and is a predicted model, not a curated record. Gene Ontology annotation, molecular function: NAD+ binding. Bases 1 to 1698 code for a protein of 565 amino acids. The transcript has a single exon. Lineage: Eukaryota; Fungi; Ascomycota; Saccharomycetes; Saccharomycetales; Saccharomycetaceae.
AUGACCAUCCCACAUAUGAAUCACGCUGUAUCGAAGACUACUGAAAAUAAGGUUUCAAAUACAGUAAGCUCCACGCAAGAUCAAAACGCGAUUAGAAAACAGCCCGAUGACAUUAUAAAUAAUGGAGAACCUUCGCAUAAGAAGCCAAAAAUAGUACAACCAGCUUUGUUUACGGAAAAUAAUACAACGGAUAAGCCUGGAUACACUAAGGCCGCACUGAAAGAAGUGGCCUCGAUGGAGCUUAAACCAGCUAGUGGUAUGGAUCCCUUAGCAGUAUCAACAGCUUCUGUAGUGUCAAUGUCAAAUGACAUCUUGAAACCGGAGACACCCAAGGGCCCAAUCGUUAUUAGCAAGAACUCAUCAAGUGGAGUUUUCUAUGGGCCGUCCUUCACUAAACGAGAGUCUGUAAAUGCUCGGAUGUUUCUAAAAUACUAUGGUGCACAUAGGUUUCUAGACACCUAUCUUCCCGAGAAUUUAAACUCGUUAUAUAUUUACUAUCUGAUCAAGUUACUAGGUUUUGAGGUUAAGGACCAAGCGCUUAUAGGCACCAUCAAUAGUAUCGUUCAUAUAACUCCGCCAGAACACCUUCAGGAUCUAGAAAGAACAGUAUCGGUUAUAAAUAUGGAAGAGCCGUUGGCGAGGAAGCAAACAGUCCGUUUAAUCAAAGAUUUACAGAGAGCAAUUAACAAGGUUUUAUGUACAAGGUUAAGAUUGUCCAAUUUUUUCACAAUUGAUCAUUUUAUCCAAAAAUUACAUUCUGCCAGAAAAAUUUUAGUGUUGACUGGCGCUGGCGUUUCUACUUCAUUAGGAAUCCCUGACUUUAGGUCAUCUGAAGGAUUCUAUUCAAAAAUUAGACAUUUAGGACUCGAUGAUCCUCAAGACGUCUUCAAUUACAAUAUCUUCAUGCACGAUCCUUCUAUUUUCUAUAAUAUUGCAAAUAUGGUUCUACCUCCGGAAAAUGUUUAUUCUCCAUUGCACAGCUUCAUCAAGAUGCUACAAACGAAAGGGAAGUUAUUGAGAAAUUAUACUCAAAAUAUUGAUAAUUUGGAAUCUUACGCGGGAAUAAGCACGGAUAGAUUGGUCCAAUGCCAUGGCUCUUUUGCUACUGCAACAUGCGUUACUUGCCAUUGGAACCUACCUGGCGAGAGAAUAUUUAAUAAAAUUAGAAAUCUCGAACUUCCGUUAUGCCCGUACUGUUAUAAAAAAAGAAGAGAAUAUUUUCCAGAGGGAUACAACAGCACUUCCAAUAGAGUAGAUAGUUCUGCAUCUCUGACUUCUACUUCAGAAAGGCCUCCAUAUAUUCUCAACUCAUAUGGCGUUCUCAAACCCGAUAUCACUUUCUUUGGGGAAGCUCUGCCAAGUAAAUUUCAUAAGAGCAUUCGAGAAGAUAUUUUGAAAUGUGAUUUACUGAUUUGCAUUGGGACAAGUUUAAAGGUAGCACCAGUAUCCGAAAUUGUAAAUAUGGUCCCUGCACAUGUUCCCCAGGUGCUGAUUAACCGUGAUCCCGUCAAACACGCAGAAUUUGAUUUAUCCCUUUUGGGGUAUUGUGAUGAUAUUGCAGCUAUGGUAGCUCAGAAGUGUGGCUGGACAAUUGCUCAUAAAAGAUGGAAUGACCUGAAGAACAAGGUAUUCAAGUGCCAGGAGAAGGAUAAAGGUGUAUAUGUAGUUACAUCAGAUGAACAUCCCGACACUUUCUGA